AUGAGUGAAUUAUCGAAAGAACUAAAAAGAGUCCUGGCGGAAAAUACCCAAUUAAAAAAAGAGAACCAAGAACUACGAGGGGACAUCUCCGGCCUCCACGUACGAGUGAGAAACCUGGAACAGUACUCAAGAAGGCAGAAUGUCGAGAUUGAUGGCAUUCCCGAAACCCAGGGAGAAAACGUACUCAGAGUCUUGGAAAGUGUCGCUGAGGCAGUGGGGGUUGAACUCAAAAAGGAGAAUAUCGUCGCAGCCCACCGCAUCCCAUCCUUUAACAAGAAGAGGACACCACCCAUCAUCGUAAGGUUCUCGACCUACGAAGAGCGGGACACCUGGAUCAGGGAAUACAAGAGCAUGCGGCCUCUAAUGCUCAACAUGAUCAACCCAGGAUUCAAGAGCUCUGCCAAGGUGUUUGUAAACGAACAUAUUUCACCUGAGAACAAGCUGCUUCUGGCUAAAACCAAGGAAGCUGCCAGAAACAAGGGCUUCAAGUACGUCUGGAGUAGAGACGGCAAAAUAUUUGUGCGGAAGGAAGACGGAGAAAAGUGCAAAAAAAUUGAUAGCGCAGCCGAUCUAGAGACACUACAAAAAGAUAGAGUGCAAAUAACUAAGAUAAGAUUAGAAGACGGACGGAUAGAACAGAAUCCGCAGGCGAUAGCGAACCUGUUUAAUGAUUACUUUGUGUCUGUUGCGCAACAGCUGAUAACCAGCCCUCCCGGCCCGCGUCCCGACACACUCAG
Molecule: messenger RNA, 737 nt
Organism: Homalodisca vitripennis (glassy-winged sharpshooter)
Lineage: Eukaryota; Metazoa; Arthropoda; Insecta; Hemiptera; Cicadellidae
Exons: 2
Source: RefSeq, a predicted model, not a curated record